This is a messenger RNA of Cryptomeria japonica (Japanese cedar), 1410 nucleotides long. RefSeq names its product UPF0235 protein At5g63440. The record is from RefSeq and is a predicted model, not a curated record. NCBI's taxonomy places the organism in Eukaryota, Viridiplantae, Streptophyta, Pinopsida, Cupressales, Cupressaceae. The transcript has 7 exons. The coding region runs from base 136 to 825 and encodes 229 amino acids.
CACAAAUGUAUAUACUUCAAUACAGUAAGGCUUGGAUAUCGAGUCCUCUUAGCUCUGUUGUGAAAACAAAACAGAUUGCUUCUGUUAAUUGCCCUCGAUUUCCUGUCCAGAAAAGAAAGAAAGCAAAGCGUAAAAAUGCCCAAGAGAACAACACACACUUAUUCCAGCGAGGAUGCUGCUCCAGAUGGCCCCGACUCGGAUCUCUAUGUCUAUUACUGCAAGCACUGCGGUUCUCAUGUACUCAUUACAGACACUCAACUACAGAAAAUGCCAAAAAGAAAGACAGAUAAAGCAUAUGUACUGGACAAAAAGCAACAUCUGGCAAGACUUAAUAUUGCCGAAUCAGGCAAAUUUCUUUUGAAACGGGGUGAAGGAAAGGUGGAAAAGCAAUUUCGUAUGACUUGUGUUGGUUGUGGACUAUUCGUUUGCUAUCGUUCUGAGGAGGAUUUGGAAGCUGCUCCUUACAUCUAUGUUACAGAUGGCGCUCUUAGCUCAGUUGCAGCAGAAACAAAUCCUCAGGAUGCCCCUGUGCCACCUUGCAUCUCGCAAUUAGAAGGUGGACUUGUUCAAGUGGCAAUAGAAGUUGAAGAUCGUGCACAACGCUCGGCAAUUACAAGAGUAAAUGCGGACGAUGUUCGCGUGACAGUAGCAGCACCUGCAGCUCGUGGGGAAGCUAACAAUGAGCUGUUAGAAUACAUGGGCAAAGUAUUGGGUUUGAGAUUAACGCAGAUGACCUUACAAAGGGGAUGGAACAACAAGUCAAAGCUGUUGGUGCACGCGAUGUCUCAAUCAGGUGGAAGAUUUAUCUGCUCGGGAAGUGUAUGAAAAGCUUUUACUUGCCGUGCAACCAUAGGAAGUUAUUGUAUUUCAUUUGAAUUUGUUUUGCAUCUCACUUCAUUACUUAUUUUAUGACUUCUUAUUGUGCCUAUCAAUAUUUUGUUAACCACAAAACUAUGCACUACAUUUUUAAUUAGUCUCCUCUGCAAAAAAUGCUCAUCCAGCUUUAUAUGAGAUGGAUCAUUUGGAUGUGCAUGGUGGAAGUUUUUUUUCAAUUAUUGCCCUCUUUACAAAGGAGCUUCAGUUUUGCAAUAUCAGGAGUAUCCCGCAUGACUUCUCAUUAAACUCAACCGCAAAUGAUUUGGCUGCAAGUUAGCUGCCUGGUGAAUGGAAGGUUGUCAACUCAAGUUGCAGUAACACGAGAGGCAAUUUUAGAAAAGAUAUGUGGCGUUUAAAUGUAGCAUGUACAAUGCUCAUCACGAUCCCAACAUCCUAUCCUUAGUCAGGGCAAGAAUUAAGAGUACGAAAGGAAAUUUUAUAAUUAUAUAUGGAAUUCCAUAAAUAUUUAGUUUCUAAGUUACAUUUAUUAACAAUUUAUAAAAUUUCCCUAGUUUACUCUUUUGUGUAUUCAAA